CUUUGUGCUGUACUUUGUUCUAUAUUCUAUAUAUCUUGAAGAUGCAUAGACAUCUCGACAUCACCAUAUAAUAGACGCUGUCCAUACACGUGAUUGCCAUUGACAGCGCCUUAACAACCAGCGCCGCCACCAUGACCGGCCUCUGGAGCCCCAGCAACUCCCAGAAUGCGCCGCCGCCUCCCACGCCAGCCCCAUCCGAGCCACCCUCCGACCCAGCUCCCGAAGAUACUACCCUCGAUACCACCCUCGAUGCUGCCCUCAAUGCAGACAUAGCCGACACAGGCAUCGUCGACAUCGGCCCUCCUCCCGGCCCACCAGCCUCCCAUGAACCCAACCCCAGCCGGCCACAGAUCCAGCGCGACCAAGUCGCCCCUCCCCCACCGCACCAGCCACCGCCGCCUCCAGCGCCCCAGCAGGUGGGCCAUCCCGACGACUCACUCUCACUCUUGCAGCUGAAGCGCAUUGUGUCCGACUUUCCGCGCGUGGAACCCACCUCGUAUGCCUUCACCUAUGCGGACACAGCGAGCUUCGAGGAGGAGAUCGAUGAGUGGUUCGGCUAUGCGAAUACUGAGAGUCUGAGGGUGAACCGGGCGAGGGUGUGCUGGGGAGGGAGGUGGAAGCAGAGCAGCAAGAAGCUAUGGAUGGAGGAGGAGAGGAGUGUUAAGAGCGAGUUUGUGAGGAAGGAGUGCGAGGGACUGAAGGGGGAGGCGGGAGGGAGGAGAAAGAGCUUGCAGAGGAUUAUGCAUAUAUUACUUGGUGUCUGGGAUGAGAGUGCUGGGACGACGAAGCCUCUUGCGCAUGCGUCAAGGGAUAUGGGGGUGGGGGAGGAAGAGCCUCAAAUCAGGAGCCAGGCCACGAAGAGCCAGGUCGAUGCUAUGAAGGACGGCGUUGCUCUAGUCACAGAGUGCGGUGGGGUUGCUGCUGCGUUUCAGGCGAUGGCAGCUAUUCUGGGUGGAGUCCGGAAUGAGGAAUACCGUGAACUCCGAGAGUCUCAGAUGCUGCAAGGAAUUGGCCAGUUGCCGGAUGAAAUCGACAACUCCAUGACAGUCAUGUACAUCCUGAUCCACGUCACGUUGACCUGGCCCGAAGAGUUUUCAGCCACAAAAGAAGCGCUUGGUGCCCUAAAGCCAAACCUUUUGGAAUAUCUCCUCACAACUGUUGCAAAACUCCGCUGGGAUGACGUCCCUGAGCUGCCACAAAAUAAAAUCUUUAAUCUCUUCUGGAAAUCUUUGUUGCUUAUUUUUGGGAACAUGAGCGAGCUCGACACCGUAAAGGCUGCCGUUGCAGAGAACCUCCAAGCGGAAGGCAAGAAGAGCGAAUUGAUCACCGCAUCCCCGUUGGACUACCACAUUUUCCGACAAGAAAUCACCUCAAAAUACCCAGCAUAUAUACCGCCAGCGCCGCUUCUUCCUCUCGAGCUUGAUAACAACUCGAUACUACCUCCGUUGCCAAACCACCCUCCUCGGAACACUGGCCAAAAUGGCAUUAUACCAACCCCUGCAACUGCUAACAGUGGCGGUUCUAUUCUUCAUCAACCCGUGCACAUUGCCACGCCAGCACCUUCGCCCCCACCGUCACCACCAGUAGGCGGGAAGGCUGGCAAGAAACAAAACUACCAAACAAAUCAGAACUUCCCGUUCAUGUAUCCACCUUUGGAUAGUACGAGCAACAAUGCCGGCGGCAAAGGCACAGCGGGCCUUCAAGGCGAGCUAGUUGGCCGAAAAUGGGAGGGAAGUGAGAUUCCUGCUUCUAUCCUAGAGGCUGGAGAGCUAUUUGCCAAAAGAAUGAAGAUGACGAGAGCGAUGCGGCAACUUUGGGAUGAGCGGGAAGCUUUUCUAAAGCAUGAAAGGGGAUGGGAUGGACAUGGUGGCGAAGAUGACCCAGACUUUGACGUCGAUGAAUUGGAAUUAGAUGAAGCACUGUCGAGGAGACUGGAAGCUUUGGGAAGAGAAGAUGAAGAGGAGGAAAAGAAGGUCGAACUGGACCUUGGGUCAAGGCCUGUGAGCGAAGAUGUCAAAAAGCGCCUUGAGGUGGUUGAAGAUUUCUACGGAAAUGCACUCCCACAAAUGCAAUCACUGGUGAUUGUAUUGCUCAAGGCUGUUCUGGCCAAUGUCACCGCAUUGAUCACCCAGCCAAUUACGGGGCAGCCGCAGCAACAAAAUGGUCUCCAGCCAGGCUUCCAGUCGGAAUCCAAUUUAAGGAAUAACGCUGCAGGUCAACGACGGCUAGCCCACGCUCAAGAAGCUCAGAAUCCGUCCCAGCCAGCGGUAUUUGACGUCCGUGAUCUACCAAUUGAAGAUUUAGAGGCACUGAGACAACGAGAAAUCACACUGAAAGCCGUUUCUGGAAUUCUUCUGGUUCUCCUGAAAUGGUUUAAGGUGUCUUACGUACUUAAGUUCGAGUAUCUCACCCAGCUCCUCCUGGACUCCAACUACCUCCCCCUAAUCUUGAAGCUAUUUGCCCACCAAGACGUCGACAAACUCGUCGACACUGACUCUGACCGCGCUGCCCUCUCCUUCUUCACAUACUGCAACAAGUCCAGCAAACACCCUGGCACCCCUCCCCCAGCCGAAAACUCCGAAUCCGAGGACGACGCGGCCCCACCUCCAAUCAAACGCAACCGUCUCUCUCCAUCCUCAGCAACCGACAAGCUUCAGGCAAUCACCUACCGCAGCCCCUCCGCAAUCCAUUCCCCCCUCCGAGUCGACGAGCUCGGCGCCCCCCUCCCCGUCGUCCCCGCCCCGCCCAGCACGAACUACUCGUGGCGCAACUUCUACAGCGCCAUCACGCUGCUCCGCGUGAUGCAGAAGAUCUGCAAGGGCAAAGCUCACCGCAACCUGCUCCUCGUGCAAUACAAGAGUAGCAAUAUCAUCAAGAAGGCGCUGAAAGUGCCUCAGCACGAGUUGCGCCUGUACACGCUCAAGCUGUUCAAGAGCCAGGUGCCGUACUGUGGGCGUAAGUGGCGGCAGGGGAAUAUGCGCGUCAUUACGGCGGUGUACUUGCAUUGUCGCCCAGAUCUGAGAGAUGAGUGGCUUAGUGGGAGUGAUGUGGAUGGUGACAUGGAGGAGGCAUUGCCGUUAGAGCAGGCGCUGAGGAGUCUGACGCACUGGGGGAAUGUGAGGAGGUAUAAGAAGGUUAUGGCUGGGGAGGUUUCGACGGAUGGUGGGGAAGGUGACUUUUUUAGGAGGGAGUUGGAAAAGAUGGAGAUUAUGGUGGGUUCGGAUGGGGAAGAGGUGGAGGCUGAGACAGGGUGGGAGGGUGCUGGUCAGGGUUGGCAGUAGAGCAUAUAUGGAUGAGGAUGUCGUAGCUUUAUGCAUUGAGCGUUGGAGCCUGGCGUGUGAAUAUAGGUGGACAGUGUCUAUCUGACUUGAAAUAACUGAU
Molecule: messenger RNA, 3381 nt
Organism: Pseudogymnoascus verrucosus
Lineage: Eukaryota; Fungi; Ascomycota; Leotiomycetes; Thelebolales; Thelebolaceae
Gene: FAR11
Product: Factor arrest protein 11
Exons: 6
Coding region: 132-3281 (1049 amino acids)
Biological process (GO): cytoskeleton organization
Cellular component (GO): cytosol
Source: RefSeq, a predicted model, not a curated record